AUGGCAGAAACUGGAGAGGCUAUUUGGGGCAGCCUGUACGUCUACGCUCCAAACAAGGGCGCACCCAUCUUCUUCACAAUCGCCUACGCCAUCUCGGCCAUCUUUCACAGGUUGACAGGACUGCACCCGUUCUGCGCAGUGCUGUUUACUAUAGGUUAUGCAACGCGAGAAUACGGAGCCUACAAUUACAUAUAUUCUCCGACCAAUGGGGUGCCCUUGGGCCUCUUCAUGGUGAGCCAGAUAUGUGUUUUCAUUGGCCCUCCAUUCCUCGAGCUCGCCAACUACCACGUUCUCAGCCGAGUAUUCUACUACAUGCCGUACGCCUCGCCCCUUUCUCCCGGCCGAGUCACCACCUUUUUUGGUAGUAUAAUGUUUUUGGUCGAGGGGUUGAACGCUGCGGGAGUAGCCUUGUCCUCCAACGCCAAAGCAAAGGAGGCCCCAAAGAAAUCCGGGCACAGCUUGGUGCUCGUCGCGCUCGCGCUCCAAGUCUUUGUCAUCUUCGUCUUCGUCUACUUCUCCGUCACCUUCCAUCGGCGUUGCAUCAAGGCCAGGGUCCCCGGAAAAGCCAAAGCUGUCAAUUCCACACUGAUCACGCUCUACAUGAGCAUGACGCUGAUCUUUGUGCGCUGCAUCUACCGUCUCGUGGAGAACGCGAUGGGCACAAUGAACGUGGACCUCCGGAAUAUUGAGGCUCUGAAGAAGCUGAGCCCCUUGCUGCGGUACGUAGUGUUCUUCUACAUCUUUAAGGAGAGCCUCAUGCUCAUCAAUUCUGUGCUGUGGAACGUGCGGCACCCGGGUCCCGAACUGCCCCAAGACCAUCACAUAUACCUGGCACCGGACGGAACCGAAGUCGAGGGCGAGGUGGACGCAAAUGAACACCGGCCGCUCCUGCUCAAAGUGGCAAAUGCCAUGAUGUUUGGCCUGCUCUUCCGCAACAAUAAACCGAAUUCGCACGCGCAGUCUCAGGAACUUGAUGAAUACCCGCAUGUCAAUGGCUACAAGGAAUGCGGCGACCGCAACCGCGGACACGCCUCUUAG
Pseudomassariella vexata is the source of this 1038-nucleotide messenger RNA. RefSeq lists its product as uncharacterized. The record is from RefSeq and is a predicted model, not a curated record. The transcript has 4 exons. Lineage: Eukaryota; Fungi; Ascomycota; Sordariomycetes; Amphisphaeriales; Pseudomassariaceae. The coding region runs from base 1 to 1038 and encodes 345 amino acids. Gene Ontology annotation, cellular component: membrane.